GGCUGAGAAGACGGAAGUACUCAGUGAAGACCUGUUGCAGAUCGAGAGACGUCUGGACACUGUGAGGUCCGUGUGCCACAUUGCCCAGAAGCGAUUAAUCGCCUGUUUCCAGGGCCAGCAUGGGACAGACCCUGACAAGAGGCAUAAAAAACUUCCUCUAACAGCUCUUGCUCAAAAUAUGCAAGAAGGAUCUGUCCAGCUAAGUGAUGAAACUCUGUUGGGGAAAAUGCUGGAUACGUGUGGUGAUGCAGAGAAUAAGCUGGCAAUGGAGCUGUCUCAGCAUGAAGUACAGAUCGAAAGAGAAGUUUUAGAUCCUCUCUGUGCACUAACAGAGACAGAGAUCCCAAACAUUCAGAAGCAGAGGAAGCAGCUUGCAAAGCUGGUGUUGGACUGGGAUUCUGCAAGAGGGAGGUACAACCAAGCCCACAAGACAUCAGGAACAAAUUUUCAAGUGCAUCCUUCAAAAAUUGAGUCUCUUAAGGAAGAGAUGGAUGAAGCUGGAAAUAAAGUAGAGCAAUGCAAGGAUCAGCUAGCAGCAGACAUGUAUAACUUUGUGUCCAAAGAAGGGGAGUAUGCUAGAUGUUUUGUUAUGUUAUUAGAAGCACAAGCAGAUUACCAUAGAAAAGCAUUAGCAGUCAUAGAAAAGGUCCUACCCGAAAUUCAAGCCCAUCAAGACAAAUGGACUGAAAAACCAGCUUUUGGGACUCCCUUAGAAGAACACCUCAAGCGCAGCGGGCGUGAAAUCGCCGUGCCUAUUGAAGCCUGUGUGAUGAUGCUCUUGGAGACAGGCAUGAGAGAGGAGGGCUUAUUCAGAAUUGCUGCUGGAGCCUCCAAGUUAAAAAAGCUGAAAGCUGCCUUGGACUGUUCCACUUCCCAGCUUGAUGAAUUUUACUCUGAUCCCCAUGCUGUUGCAGGUGCCUUGAAAUCUUACUUGCGAGAGUUGCCAGAACCUUUGAUGACUUACAGUCUGUAUGAAGAAUGGACACAAGCUGCCAAUAUUCAGGACCAGGACAAGAAGCUACAAGAGCUGUGGAGGAUUUGUAACAGAUUACCUAAACCUUACCAUGCUAACUUCAGGUAUUUAAUCAAAUUUUUGGCCAAGCUUGCACAGCACAGUGAUGUGAAUAAGAUGACCCCCAGCAACGUCGCCAUCGUCUUGGGCCCCAACUUGUUAUGGGCAAAGACUGAAGGAUCCCUUGCUGAAAUGGCAGCAGCAACUUCAGUCCACGUGGUAGCAGUUAUUGAGCCAAUUAUUCAGCAUGCAGACUGGUUCUUCCCUGGAGAGCAAGAUUUCAACGUGUCUGGGGCAUUUGUUGCAAUCCCUGCUGUUAAUUCAAAUCACUUGUCACACACUGGGAACGAGUACGAGUGUGGGACGCUGGAACGGAAGAGGCCUGUCAGCAUGACUGUGAUGGAAGGGGAUCUCCUGAAGAAGGAAGGUACCUCAAAAUCUAAGGACAACUCAUCUUCAGCUACUCCUCCAUCCGUGAGGAACGGUGGGCACGCGGGCACUGUGCAGAGCCAGUCCACAAGCAGCACUAAUCAGCUUUCUGUUAAUCAGCCACAGAAUGCGGCGGGUCCCAGUCCACAUUUAAUGAGGAGAGACAAUGAUUUAAUUUGCUUGCAUCUCCCUAAGGAAAUGCAUCUUUGGGCUUUUGGCUUGUUUCAUGAGUGCUGCAGCCAGACCUCUCCUCCCGCUGCGGUGGGCAGCGAGCACGGACCCGAGCAGCCCUGUGACACUCCUCCUCAGACCCCCACGCCCCCUGACACCCCCCCUCUGGGAAAGCACAGUGCCGGCUCCCCCUCGGCACAGCCCCAGCCGCCUGCUCCAGAGAGCUCCCAGUCCCCCUCCCCGCCUCAGACUGGGACGCUGCCCAGGCCCCGGCCGGUACCAAAGCCCAGGAACAGACCCAGUGUCCCCCCACCACCACACCCCCCCUCCCAGCUGCCUGGGGACGGGCUCCUCGCGAAUCCCACGCCAACGGCUUCCAAAAUAGUCACAGACUCCAGUCCCAGUGUUCCAGAACCAUCUCCAAACCCUUCCUCAGAGCCUCUGCCGGCGAGCAAAGAGCUGCACAACCACGUCUCGCUGGAGGUGGACGCCGACACGGAGAGCACUGCUCUGUAG
This is a messenger RNA of Merops nubicus (carmine bee-eater), 2128 nucleotides long. It is a transcript of the gene ARHGAP17, whose product is annotated as Rho GTPase activating protein 17. Gene Ontology annotation, biological process: signal transduction; regulation of Rac protein signal transduction; positive regulation of GTPase activity. Lineage: Eukaryota; Metazoa; Chordata; Aves; Coraciiformes; Meropidae. Gene Ontology annotation, molecular function: protein binding; GTPase activator activity. The transcript is spliced from 19 exons. The record is from RefSeq and is a predicted model, not a curated record. The annotation marks the transcript as partial. Gene Ontology annotation, cellular component: intracellular anatomical structure; cytoplasm; cytosol.